Messenger RNA from Anoplopoma fimbria (sablefish), 2985 nucleotides. RefSeq names its product protein EVI2B-like. The transcript has 2 exons. The record is from RefSeq and is a predicted model, not a curated record. Lineage: Eukaryota; Metazoa; Chordata; Actinopteri; Perciformes; Anoplopomatidae. Bases 137 to 1492 code for a protein of 451 amino acids.
UUCAGCAGAGAGGAGCCUUCACUGCCCCGGUGCUGCGCUCAUUCAGAGGACUUUACAACAUCCACUAUUUAACUUUGAACACAUCCUGAAGGGACACAGCUAACGGGGUACGGAGGUUAUCGGUGUGAAGUCAUUGAUGCAGCAACCAGCCAGAAAACGGAAGAAAACAAUGACUAUCCACUUCUCAGGCCUGCUCUUCAUGUGGCUGCUGCCGCUGACAUCUGGCCAGAAUAACAACUUCUCUCAUGUGAUGACGGGAACGCAGGUAACACCAAAUGUGUCAACGCAGGACGAGCUGACCACACAGGAGGCGUCCAGCUUGAAUCCCCUCUCAGAGGUCACAGGUCGUCACAUGACUCGGUCCGUCUUAGCUCAAGAAAGCGGUGCAAAAGCCAGCAGCCAACCUUCACUGCAAACAUCUCCAACAACGUCGUCAAAGACAUUCAGACAAGUGAUUCAAACAGCAGCAACUCCAACCAGCUCCACAGAGUCUCGCUUCAAAAGCUCAACAGAAGGCAGGAAGUCCACAACGGAGAGACUAUUCAACUUCAAAACAUCAGCAACAACCGUCGCUACCAGUCACUCAAGCAACCCACCCAAAACCACAUCGUCCCACUUACAAAGCUCAACAGAACGCACAAAGUCCACGACGGAGAGACUAUUUAACUUCCCGACCAAAACCACACGGGCGCCGCCAACACCAAGCAGCUCCGCCACAGCUCGAUCCAUCCACGAUAGAACAACCCAACCAUCUUCAAGUCCAAUGUCGUCUUCAAGCUUCAUCUCCACUCUGAACUCUUCUACCAAACCUGUUAAACCCACAACCAUCAGUACAAGCCCAUUCCCAGCUACAUGGUCCACACGUUUAUACAAAGGCACGACGAAGACGCCAUUCAAGAAGACUUCCAAGGACAGACGUCCAGGGGAAAAGGCAGACACCAAUAAAGGAUCAAACCACAGCAAAGUCGUGGCAUGGCUGAUAGGUGGAGCGCUGGGAGCCAUGCUGGUGGGGUUCCUGGUCAUCUACAUAAAGAAACGGAAGCUCCAGAAGCAGCAGAUAACGACCACGGACUGGGCCGGUCCCUCGCCGUUCCUCGAGGGCGGAGUCGACAACGGCCAGGUAACGCUGAGGUCAUCCAACCGGGUCUCCCUUUCCGGCUUCUUGACUCAGAGGCUCUCCAAGAGGCUGUCGCUGCUCCCAGACACCGACGAGGAGCUGGAGGACAUGACGGCAGGAAGCACCUUUGGAGGCAAACAUCAAGAGACCUCGUUCGGUGGAGAGGCGAACGGAAAGGGUGGAGGAGAAAGCAACGGGACGGCUGGAGUUGUUCCAGAUGCGAAAAGCAACGAAGACGCUCCAGAGACGGCUGAGAACAGCAACUCUAAGGAUGCAAACCACAAUCAAGACCUUUCUGCAAAGCCCCCCACUCCAUCUGCAGACGUGGAAACUCCUCCUCCUGCACCGCUGGAUGACGGCUUGAGGGAACCAUGAGGGAACUUGUGCAUCCUUCUGUCAUUGGUUGCUAGGCAACAGCAACUGUGACUGAUAACACAGGAAACGUGUCAUCGUUUGAGGAAAUCAUCAAGAGAGAGAAAAAAGAUAAUCAUCUGAGUCUCUACUGCAAAACUUAAGACAGGAGAAUAUUUUAACACAGAAGAUCACUUUAUCAAUUAAAUAAAGGAAAAAAAGUCAGAAAAAAAACAUCUUAAACUACAGUAGAAUUAACAAAGAAAAGUAUUCUUCACAUUGUCAGAUCCUAAAUCAUGUGAGAUGCACAGGGUGAUGUUUAAAUCAUAAAGCAGAAUAUUGAGCUUUUACCAUUAGUCAGCCUGGUUCUGAAUGAUGGUUUCAAGGAAGGUUUUUCUAUCAAUUAAACUACAUUUAAAUUGAAUUAAAUAAAACUAAACUAAACUCAAUUAAAUUUAAACUAAAUUCAUUAAAUUAAUUAAACUAAAUUAAACCAAACUAAAUUAAAUUAAAUGUGGCUUUAGUUACAUUGUUUCAGAACAUUAAGAUUGCUAUAUAAUAAUAUAUAUACAGUAUUAUUUCCUAUAUUAUUAUAUUAAAAUUGCACAAUUACAUUUCAACAAUGCAUGCAUGUGUUUCGGUCUCUCUGUGGGUUGUAGCAUGUUGAUAUUGAUCUGCAUUAUCCGCCUCUUCUUCUCCUUUUAGUAUUUUAAAUGUUGAGAGCUCAUUAAACGCUCAAAUAUGGUAUUACGUUGUUGAAUGUUCCUUUAAUCAUUUAAUGUUUUUAUAUCUUAAGGAGGAAGUGCAUCUACGUCGAAGAACAACCACAUUUUCUUGUUUUCUUUUGGUCGCCAUGAUUUGUUUUUUGUGGCUUCCUAUCUAGAUUUCCAGUUUAUGUCACUGAGAAUGAACGUGGUGAAGAAAUAUUUUACAUCAACGUGUGAGAGUGUGAAUCUAAAACACUUUCUUCUUCUGGAGUAAAUAUAACCACAAGGUGAAUGUAUUCAUGUUGCAGGUGAUGGAAAAGCAGAAUCUACAAAGAGUUAAUCUCUGAUGUGAAACUGGAUCCAUUUUUCAAGCGUUUCUUCUUGGCCUUGAGGUUUGGUCUCACUGAGAACUUUUCCAUUUAACUUGCAGCUGAAGUGUGAGAUGGGAGGGUGUCACUGCCUCCACGUUUACUGGUAUGUUCAAUUUCACAAUGAGUCAUUUCAGGUCACGAGAAGAGUGUGUCAAUGGAUUUAAUAAGUGUUUGUGAAUAAUCCUGAUCAUGAAGCUUUUUGUUAAACUAUAUUUUUUUAAUGUGUUUUGUGUUUAUUUUAUUGUAUCUGAAGAGAAUUGUGAAUGUGGAGCAGAAAAAGCUCCUGGUGGUUCUGGUUUGUGUCACAUGUAUCCGAGUGGUUGUGGUUUUGGUUUAGGAAGUCACAUUAAAAACAAACCCACUUCCACGUAUCGAAUGGUUCUACAGCUGUACAUUAACUGGUUUCUUCUAAUGACCUUAAUAAAUAAACAUAUUCAAA